This is a messenger RNA of Dioscorea cayenensis subsp. rotundata (Guinea yam), 3760 nucleotides long. Its product is annotated as pre-mRNA-processing protein 40C. Gene Ontology annotation, cellular component: nucleus. The record is from RefSeq and is a predicted model, not a curated record. Bases 221 to 3595 code for a protein of 1124 amino acids. The transcript is spliced from 17 exons. Gene Ontology annotation, molecular function: RNA polymerase binding; transcription coregulator activity. Lineage: Eukaryota; Viridiplantae; Streptophyta; Magnoliopsida; Dioscoreales; Dioscoreaceae.
UAUGAUUCGCAAAGUUAGGGCACACUCUUUGGAGGUUUCGAAAGCCCAUCCAGCUUCACCGAACCCUUCUCACUGCUCGAUAGCACAGGGUUGCUCCCCGCCGGCGAGUCCCAACGGCCGGCGACGAUCUCACCGUGGUCCCUCGCCGUUUCCUCCGUGGCAAGAGCUCUGUUUGGUCUUCGUUUUCGUUCCAAACUUCUGUAUUUAGCUGCAGGCAACUAUGUCAUCACCGCGUUUAUUAGCACAGGAAACACAAGUUUCAGCUCCAGGGGAUUCAGUGCAACAGCAAGUUUCAGAAUCACCAGUUGGAGGGACACCUGCUGGUUGCUUAAAUCCAGUUUCUGCUUCUUCAAUAUCAGUUUCACCUGCUUGUGGUCCAGCCACUGAUGGCGUCACUCCGUCUACAUCGUUCCCUUGUGCAGUUAAUGGGCUAUCAACAGCAGUCUCUGGUUCAGCUACCCCUGCUUCUAGUUUGCCUAAUCCAAUAGGAACACCCCAUGGAACUGUAAAUGAACCAUGGAAAGAACCUAUUUGUGCAAAUUUGCUUACUCCACCUGGUUAUGUUGUCUCUUCAUCUUCAUUUUCUUAUGGUGCACCUCCACCAUUUAAUUCUGCCUCAGGAAGUACGCAACAGUCCUCUAUCAAUCCUGCUCUAAAGUUGACUCCAUCUGUACCUGCAGCAGCUCUUCAACCUCCAGUCCCUGGGCAUUCUUUUGGAAACAGGCCAUCCUUUUCCUAUAAUGUAGUUUCACAAGCUAAUGUUGGCUCUGCAUCUGGUCAGCAGUUUCAACCUGCCAUUGCAACAAAUUUAUCUCCCUUGCCAAGCGGGAAAUUUACUCCAGCAAUGACUGCUGCAUCCUUGCAACCUCCGGUUCCUGGGCAACUUAUGCGACCUCAUUCAAGUGUUCUUGGAACAACUGCACCCAAUCCCUCACCUCAGAUGCGAAUGCCUUAUCCUAUCUCUAAAGGGCAUGCACCAACGCCAAUGAGUUAUUCUUUUGGUGGGACCUCCCGACCACCAACCCUAGGAGCUCCUGAUGUAUUUGCCCACAAGUCGAGUACCUCAGAUACUGCUGUACCUGAAGGUGGUACUGGUUCAGCAACAUCCCUUGGUUCUCAGUCCACGGAGUCAUCUGCUACUUUAGCCUCUAGCUCUGUUAUGCCCUCAGCUGCUGGUCCUAGCAUGAACCACCCCCCUACACUGCCGCCAAUGGCCUCAUCUUUUCCUGUGCAUUCUGGGACAGCAGGCCAACUAGGUGUAGCUAAUGCAAUGGCAUUCUCUCCUAAUGGUACAACAGCAUGGUCAAGCAUGGGUUCUUCUCCAUCUUUUGGGUCCGUGGUGCCAUCUCAUGCCCCUGUACCUCCAAAUCCUGCUCCUACUCAAAUUGCACAAAAUGUGCAGCAAAAUUAUCCACCUUAUGCCUCAUUGCCUGCUAGUGGUCCAUCCCCUCAGGCGCCUUGGUUGCAUCCCCCAUUUCAGGGUGGCAUGCAGCAUGCUCCAUUUGUACCAUACCCUGGAGUUGCCCCUAGUUCUUUUCCUCAACCAGCUCGUAGCAUGCCUUUUCCGUCAGGUUCAUCACCGAUUGUUCAGCCACCUGGUGUUUCGAGUGCAGCAGCUCAUGGAGGAACAAUUCCAUUUAACCCAGCAUCUUCCCAAACCGGGGUUAAUUUGGAGCAUGAAAGACAAGGCAGUGAACUGUCUAUGGGAGGAGGAAUUCCCAAGAAUGAAGAGGUAGAUGCAUGGACAGUACACAAGACGGAGGCUGGUACCUUAUAUUACUAUAAUCGUCUCACCGGAAAGUCAACAUAUGAAAAGCCUUUGAACUUCAAGGGGGAGCCCAAAAAAGCGAAUGAUCAGCCAACGCCUGCCUCUUGGGAGAAGUUAGACGGUACUGACUGGACAUUGGUUACGACAAAUGAUGGGAAGAAGUAUUAUUAUGACACCAAGAACAAGGUUAGCAGCUGGCAACUUCCAGCAGAAGUUGCAGAGUUGAGAAGGAAUCAAGAUAACGUUUCCUUGAAAGGAAAUGCAUCUCCUGUGCAAAAUGUGAGCCUUGGAUCAGAUAAGGGAUCUACACCGGUGAGUUUGAGUGCCCCUGCUUUGCAAACCGGUGGUCGUGAUUCUUUGGUUCUUCGGACUUCUGCUGCACCUGUUUCUUCAUCUGCUCUUGAUUUGAUCAAGAAGAAGCUGCAGGAUGCUGGUUCUCCAGCUGCAUGCCCACCUCUUCCUGCUGCUUCUGGUCCUUCUGCCUCUGACUUAAAUGGCUCAAGAGUAGUUGAAGCUACAGUUAAGGGAGCACAAAGCACUGCCAGUAAAGAUAAAGUAAAAGAUGCAAAUGUUGAUGACAAUGGGUCAGAUUCCUUAUCUGAUUCAGAUGUGGAAAGUGGACCCAGUAAGGAAGAGUGCAUUAUUCAGUUCAAGGAAAUGCUUAAAGAACGAGGAAUAGCACCUUUCUCAAAAUGGGACAAAGAAUUGCCAAAGAUAGUCUUCGAUCCACGCUUUAAGGCUGUUCCAGGUUAUUCUACUAGGAGGGCCUUAUUUGAACAGUUUGUCCGCACACGAGCUGAAGAAGUUCGCAAGGAAGAACGUGCAGCUCAAAAGGCUGCUAUAGAUGGCUUCAAACAACUUCUGGAAGAAGUUUCAGAGGAUAUUGAUCACAGAACUGACUAUGAAAUGUUUAAGAAGAAAUGGGGGAGUGAUACACGAUUCACGGCUUUAAAGCGCAAGGAACAAGAAGUUCUCUUGAAUGAAAAAAUACUUCCUCUUAAAAAAGCAGCUGAAGAAAAAAUUCAAGCCAUACGCAUGGCUGCUACUUCCAGCUUUAAAGCAAUGCUUCGUGAUCAAGGAGAUAUUACACCAAUUAGUCGAUGGUCCAGGGUGAAAGAUAGCUUGAGGAAUGAUCCAAGAUACAAGACUGUAAAACAUGAAGAUCGAGAAAUUUUGUUCAAUGAAUAUAUAUCUGAACUUAAAUCUGCUGAAGAGGAACUAGAACAAGCUGCUAAAGCCAAAAAGGAUGAGCAGGAGAAACUUAAGGAAAGGGAGCGGGAGUUGCGAAAAAGGAAAGAAAGAGAAGAGCAAGAAAUGGAAAGAGUGAGAUUGAAGAUCCGCAAGAAGGAAGUAGUGGCAUCCUAUCAGGCCUUACUUGUUGAAACAAUAAAAGAUCCGAAGGCAUCUUGGACUGAAUGUAAGCCUAAACUAGAUAGGGAUCCCCAGGGUCGUGCAACAAACCCAGAUCUUGACCAAGCUGAUGCUGAGAAACUCUUUCGCGAACAUGUUAAGGACUUGUAUGAGCGAUGUGUCCGUGAUUUUCGUACUCUAUUGGCUGAAGUUAUAACUCCGGAAAUGGCCAGCCAGAUGACAGAGAAUGGGAAGACAGCUCUUACUUCUUGGUCUGAAGCAAAACAGCGCCUGAAGCCUGAUCCAAGGUAUACCAAGAUGCCCAGGAAAGAUAGGGAGUCUUUGUGGUCUCGACAUGCAGAAGAUAUUCUGCGAAAACAGAAAACAGCAACGUCCGAUCAAAAGAAGCCAGACGCUGCUGAAGGAAGAAGUAGAAAGACUGCUGAUUAUUCUCAGCGGUGGCAUGGCCGGAGAUAGUUUCAGAGGAGUUUUGUUUUUUCCAAAUAUUUGUUUCAAGGAUUUAUUAAAGUCAUCUGAGGAUAGUGUUGUUUGCUAGCUCCCUUAACAUAAUAGUUGUUAGAUUCUCUGUAAUUUUCACUGAAUUAUAUUAGUCUUGGGCAAUGAGAUGAAAGUUAAAAUAUA